GACAGAACUCGAACCGCGAUAGACAUUGCAGCUUCAGCGUUUUCUCGAGCUCAAAUCCCUGUAGCGAUAGGCUGGUCCCGUAAUCCGACCACUCAUAGAGAAGAUCAACGCGGUCUUCAUCGGCAGCACCGUAUUGCACCUUCAUCGCCACAGAUUCCCAAUCGACAGCAAGUCUGCGCGCACUGAGCGGUAGAUUGCUCAAUUCGACAAGCUUUGUUCAGCAUGACCUACGAAAAUGGUAGCGCCAAUGGCGCUGACAGCCUGUCCAAUGGCAUGGCCAAUAUGAAUGUAAACGACGGCGGUCGCCCCAAGAGCGCUUAUGUGCCUCCUCACCUUCGAGGCCAAGCACCUGCCUUCACUCCCAGGUCCCAUGUCAGAGCUGCUGCACCUCCGACCAACGAUGCCCCACCUUCCAGCUUUGGCGGCGGGGGACGCGGACCUUCAUACGGCGGCGCCUUUGGUGGUGCUCCUCGCGGUCCUCCCGGUGGCGGUCUGGCCUCUCGAUCUGGAGGCGGCGGCUGGGAUGCGCCGCCUACUCGCGGUGGUGGCUAUGGAUCUGGCGGAGGCAGUGGAGGUGGAGGCGGAGGGUUCGGAAGCUGGCGCGACGGCAAGCACGUCAUCGGCCCAGAGAAUGCUCGGACUCAAAAGGAGCUCUUCGGAGAAGCCGGGGAUGGCCUCUCCCAAGGCACUGGUAUCAACUUCGACAAGUACGGCGACAUUCCAGUCGACGCUUCUGGUCGGGACGUUCCCGAGCCCGUGACGGAAUUCACUAGUCCUCCCAUCGACCCUCACUUGCUCAGCAACAUUCAGCUCGCCAGGUACACCAACCCCACGCCUGUGCAAAAGUACUCGAUUCCCAUCGUGGAGAUGGGUCGCGAUCUGAUGGGUUGUGCACAAACAGGUUCGGGCAAGACCGGCGGUUUCCUUUUUCCCAUUCUGUCUGCGCUCUUCACCCACGGACCUCCACCACCCCCGCCCGAGAUGGCCAACGGAGGUUUCGGCAGGCGCAAAGCUUUCCCCACCACGUUGAUCCUCGCGCCCACCCGUGAGCUGGUGUCUCAGAUCCACGACGAGGCGCGCAAGUUCACCUACCGCUCGUGGGUCAAGCCAGCCGUCGUCUAUGGAGGUGCAGACAUUGGCUCGCAGCUGCGUCAAAUCGAAAGAGGCUGCGACCUUCUAAGCGCCACUCCCGGACGUCUUGUCGACCUCAUCGAAAGAGGCCGCAUCUCCCUUGCCAACGUCCGCUUCCUCGUUCUCGACGAAGCUGACCGCAUGCUUGACAUGGGUUUCGAACCUCAAAUCCGACGCAUCGUCGAAGGCGAAGAUAUGCCCGGUGUUAUGGAACGCCAGACGCUCAUGUUCAGCGCGACCUUUCCUCGAGACAUUCAGAUCCUGGCCAAGGACUUCCUCAAGGAGUACGUCUUCUUGUCAGUGGGUCGUGUCGGAUCCACCUCCGAGAACAUCACUCAGAAGAUCGAGUACGUGGAGGAUGAGGAGAAACGAUCGGUUCUGCUCGACGUCAUGGCUUCCAUGCCAACUGGCGGUCUGACGCUGAUCUUCGUCGAGACCAAGCGCAUGGCGGACAUGCUGUCAGACUUCUUGCUGCGCUCCAACAUCGCAGCAACCAGCAUUCACGGCGACAGGACACAGCGAGAGCGUGAGCGCGCUCUUGAGCUCUUCCGCACAGGACGCACGCCCAUCAUGGUAGCUACUGCAGUCGCCGCACGUGGUCUCGACAUUCCCAACGUGACCCACGUCGUCAAUUACGAUCUGCCAUCUGACAUUGACGAUUACGUUCACCGUAUUGGUCGUACGGGUCGUGCCGGAAACACAGGUCACGCCACAGCGUUCUUCAACCGCGGAAACAGGAACAUUGUCAAUGAGCUCAUUAACCUGCUCAAGGAAGCUAACCAAGAGAUCCCAUCUUGGCUCGAGGCCGUGGGCCGCGAGAGCGCGUUUGGAGGCGGCGGAUACGGCCGAGGCGGCCGAGGCGGACGCGGCGGUAGACCUCGCGGUGGAGGCGGUGGUGGCUUCGGAGGCCGAGAUGCUCGCGUUGGAGGUGGAGGCGGCGGAUUCGGCGGUCCUCGAGGAGGGGGAGGUGGUGGCGGUGGCUUUGGUGGAGGAGCUUACGGAGGAGGUGCUCCCGGCGGUUAUGGAGGUGGUGGCGCUGCAUUUGGUGGACCUCCGCCUUCCAGUGGCGGUGGUGGCAGCUAUGGCGGUGCGGGCGGUCCUUCGUGGUGGUGAUCGGACGCGAGCACUUUAUCCGUAGACUCUACGGUGUAACGCUUUGAUGAUCCACUUCACCGGUGACCAUCCGUUGUUGGGCGAAUCAACACUUCUAUUUGCACACAAAAGGCAGCGGUAGGGUUUGGUGGCACAGACUUUUCCCUGCUCCACCCUCAAUAGCUCGCUGCCACCAUUCGUCUCGACUUGUUUUUCUUUGUGCUCGUCGCUGAUAUUCGAGUCUACUUGCGCUUCUCCAAUAUCCUGUACAUAUCGCCUCUCAUCAAGCGAAAGACAAAACCUUUUCACAUUCCGACGCGCUCGACAAUGCUUUAUAACGCUGUGCGGUAAGCGGAAAGUAUCUCGUGUCAAA
Molecule: messenger RNA, 2596 nt
Organism: Ceraceosorus guamensis
Lineage: Eukaryota; Fungi; Basidiomycota; Exobasidiomycetes; Ceraceosorales; Ceraceosoraceae
Product: DEAD-domain-containing protein
Exons: 3
Coding region: 223-2244 (673 amino acids)
Cellular component (GO): nucleus
Molecular function (GO): RNA binding; ATP binding; RNA helicase activity
Source: RefSeq, a predicted model, not a curated record